AUGCCAGACGCAAUAUUCCGGGCACGGAUGAGUGCGGAUCCGAUAGUGAGAAGUAAGUUGGAAGAAGAUGAGGCAGCUUAUUGUACUUGGAAGACACUCAAUCUCUUCAUCGGCUCCUGGAAUGUCAACGGACGCCAGGACUCUCUUCUUCGUUUGGACUCGUGGAUCCGUCCUCCAUCUGGACAUCCGCCGGCCGACAUCUACGUCUUUGGGUUUCAGGAGUUGGAUCUAAACCUAGCAGGAAUGGCAAUGAAUAAGCAAUCAGCCUCCCCAUUCGAGAGCAAGUGGCUCUGGCUACUGGAGACCUCCAUGGAGGGUCUUUUGAGUUUGCCCUCAGGACACUCCGUAACAAUGCGUCGAUGGACAAAGCGAAGUGGUGGCGGUUUUAAGCGCCUCUCUAUCGUUCGGUUGGCCGGCCUCCUCCUCGUCGUCUACGUCUCCAAUCGCCUCAGUCAGCAGGCUAUUAUCUCAGACAUCGCCGUUCAAUCCGUACCCACGGGCAUGUUCAACCUCAUGGGCAACAAAGGAGCUGUGGGAUUACGCCUAACCGUCUACAAUCACUCGCUUUGCUUCCUCAACUGCCACUUGGCUGCAGGUCCGGCCAGCUGUGAGAGGCGAAAUCAAGACUAUGGAGAAAUAAUGCGUAAAAUGAUGUUUGAGCGACGCUCGUUGCAGGAGGUACCGCAAUAUAGUCUUGUCAACGAUCAUGAUCAAGUUUUUCUCUUCGGAGACCUAAACUAUCGCCUCAUUGGACUGGAUGUGAACGAGAAUCUGGCCGCAAUAGCACGGAAGGAUUUUGGAUUGUUAGUCAAAUUUGACGAGGUAGACAUACCUGCUUCCAACCCACCACCUUGGCUAUCCCCUUCUUCUCCCUCUACUGCCUUCUCCUUUCAGCUGUUGCAACAACAGGCCCAAAGACGUGUGUUGCAGGACUUUUCGGAGGGCAAAAUCACCUUUCCCCCCACCUACAAGUUCGAUCUCACCUCCAACUCCUACUACAUUGCGGAUGGUCGAGUACCGUCGUACUGUGAUCGAAUUCUCUGGAAGGGGAAGUAUGUGGAUCAACUUCUCUAUCAAUCGCAUGACGACUUCUGUUUGAGCGAUCACAAACCUGUCUCAGCGUACUUCAAAAUUGGUGCGCGUUGUGUGAGCCAACAACUUUUCAUGCGUGCCUACGAGGCGGUAAUUCGGAGUCAAGAUCUCUUCUACAACAUGCUUCUGCCUCAGGCCAGUCUCAGCUCGCAGGAAGUGGAUUUUGGACCGAUUCAAUUUGAGGAUAUUCACACUCAAACCAUCCGUCUCACAAACACCGGUCACUCGAGUCUUGAGUUCGCCUUCACCCAAGAGGGACCUGCCGCCUUUCCACCCUGGCUUCAUGUUGCUCCGCUCAACCAUCGGGUUGAAAAGGACUAUCUCAAGACGCACUAG
Molecule: messenger RNA, 1428 nt
Organism: Hydatigera taeniaeformis
Lineage: Eukaryota; Metazoa; Platyhelminthes; Cestoda; Cyclophyllidea; Taeniidae
Source: the annotation of a GenBank genome assembly